This is a messenger RNA of Klebsormidium nitens, 1094 nucleotides long. The record is from the annotation of a GenBank genome assembly. Lineage: Eukaryota; Viridiplantae; Streptophyta; Klebsormidiophyceae; Klebsormidiales; Klebsormidiaceae.
GAAUUCGGCAUUGGACUUGCAUGGGACAUUAUUUUUGUAAGGGAACAGCAUUGUCAACAUUCAAUUGUCCCCUUUCACCCUACAGAUCUACAGCGCACGCAGCCACAAUGGGGAGGAAGUUCUUUGUUGGUGGAAACUGGAAAUGCAAUGGGACCACUGAGUCAGUGAAGAAGCUGGUGGAGGUGUUGAACCAGGGGGAGGUGCCGUCUGAGGAUAUUGUCGAGGUGGUGGUCGCCCCCCCCUUUGUGUUCCUACCCCUGAUCAAGAGCCUGCUGCGGUCAGACUUCGCCGUCGCCGCGCAGAAUGCCUGGGUGAAGAAAGGUGGAGCAUUCACUGGCGAGAUCAGUGCGGAGCAGUUGGUCAACCUGGGUAUCCCCUGGGUCAUCUUGGGACACUCUGAGAGGAGGGCACUCCUUAACGAGUCUAACGAGUUUGUGGGGGCCAAGGUGGCAUACGCCCUGGAGCAGGGCCUGAAGGUGAUCCCGUGCGUUGGGGAGACGCUCGAGCAGAGGGAGGCGGGCAAGACCAUGGACGUCAUCACUGACCAGCUCAAGGCCAUUGCAGACAAGGUCGAGCACUGGGAGAACGUCGUCCUCGCCUAUGAGCCCGUGUGGGCGAUUGGCACCGGGAAAGUGGCCACCCCCGACCAGGCCCAGGAAGUCCAUGUUGACAUCCGCAAGUGGAUCGCCGCCAACGUCUCGGAGGACGUUGCGAGCCAGGUCCGCAUCAUUUACGGAGGCUCCGUAAACGGCGGCAACGCCAACGAGUUGGCUCACCAGCCGGAUGUAGACGGCUUCCUUGUCGGGGGGGCCUCCCUCAAGCCUGAGUUCAUUGACAUCAUCAAGGCUGCGGAGGUCAAGACGAAGUAAAAAGAGGUUUGCCAUUAAGAUUUUUGAUAUGCGGGGCCGAGUGUCAAGCUUUUAUUGGAGCAGCUUUAUUUCGUGGGCCUGCCUCGAGGAGGAGUGUGCUAUGAGGCUUGCUUUCUAGUGGCGAGUUCAAAACGCGGUUAUGACCAAGAACUCUUACUUACACCCUUUGAUUGAAAUUUGACUCCCAAAAUACCACGUAUGUCCGGCUUUCUCAAGUGACUGACC